Morus notabilis is the source of this 3968-nucleotide messenger RNA. RefSeq lists its product as uncharacterized. The record is from RefSeq and is a predicted model, not a curated record. The transcript has 2 exons. NCBI's taxonomy places the organism in Eukaryota, Viridiplantae, Streptophyta, Magnoliopsida, Rosales, Moraceae. Bases 59 to 2203 code for a protein of 714 amino acids.
UCGAAUAACCAGCUCUGAGAGAGAACUCCUCCAAGAAGAAGAAAAAGAAGAGAGAGAGAUGAAGAGCGGCGAUAUCGUUUGGGCGAAGAUACGAGAGGAACCUUCUGGAACAUGUUAUUGGCCUGGCUUGUUACAGACAAGAGAUACCCUUGGCGUCUUGGUCUCCUUCUUCAACCUCCAAAACCCUCGCCAUUUCCACGACUCCGAAAUCCAUCCAUUCUCCGGAAACUUCCUCCAAUCGGCCCCGACCAACCUCGACGGCGCGGGCAACGCGCUCCUGGAUCGCGCGUUGCGAUGGCUCUGCCGGAGGACGGCUCUAAGCCUCCGAUGUCGCUGUCUGUCCGAAACGGCGGUGGCGAAGAUGAGCGGAGGCCUGGAAAUGGCGGUUGGUGACGGCGAGGCGUUUCGGGCGAAGAACUCGUUCAGGCCGGAGGCGGUGCUGGGGUUUGUGUUGAGCAAGGCUGUUUUGCCUUGGGUUGAGGUUGAGGGUUUCGUCGGCGCCGUCAGGUCGGUCGCUGAGAUUCAGGUUUUUCGAGAUUAUAAUGCGAUCGGACAGAAAUCGGUUUACCAGAAAUCGAGGCGGGCGUGGCGGCGAUGCGAGAGAGGUACGCACUUAGAGCUGCAGUCUCAUCCAUCUUCUGGUAGCAUGGCCGAAGAAUCAUGUAAUUUGGAGCGGAAUUUUGAUAGUCAGGCAUCCCCAAAGCCAAAGGAAGCGAACAUGGAAGCUGGUGCGGCGAGCAGAAUGAACUCAACUGUUGUUUUUUCGAAGGAAUCCUUUCAACCCUUGCAUGAAGAUCAGCUUGAGAAACACUUGAUUCAGGUUCAGAAAGAAGAGAGACAAUCAUCUUCUGAGAUACUGGUAAACUUGCGAUGCCUUGCAUUAGAUUCAUUUUGUUUGGGAGUAAGCUGUUUGAAUAACACACAACAACAUCUUUUGGGGUUCAGAAGUAUUCUAUUUGAGAACGUUUCUGUUAGGCAUAUUAAAAAGUGUUCUCCUUCAAAAAGCAGAGAAGCUUACUUGUCCAGCCCUGGUUAUUUGAAGACUCAGCCAAGUGUCGAGGCUUCUGAGAUACUGGUAAACUUGCGAUGCCUUGCAUUAGAUUCAUUUUUUUUGGGAGUAAGCUGUUUGGAUAACACACAACAACAUCUUUUGGGGUUCAGAAGUAUUCUAUUUGAGAAAGUUUCUGAUAGGCAUAUCAAAAAGUGUUGUCCUUCAAAAAGCAGAGAAGCUUACUUGUCCAGCCCUGGUUAUUUGAAGACUCAGCUAAGUGUCGAGGCUGAUGAAAAGAAAUGUGACGAUGGAGUUUGUGGCUCCAUUAUACCAUACAUAGAAAGGCCUGUGAGCAGAUUAGGGCUUAAGAGACGGCUUGACCUCCCUGCUUUUUGUGAAUCUCCUUACAAGUUAAACAAAAGAACGCCUUUCUUAUUGAUUAAUGGAGCUGGAUAUUGUCUGCAGAUGAAUAGGCCGCCUGAGGCAGAAGUAGAAAGAAGUGGCACGGGUUCAGAGGAAACUUCAAUUCAUAAUUUUUCUUUAGGUUCUUCUAAAAUGUUAGAAAUUCAAAACUCUAGGGCCCUGAUCUUGAAUCAUGCAAGCAAUACUGGCUUGUUGGAGUUUUCCCCUAACACAUCUGACUUUUCUCUCCUUAAACAUUCGGCUCGUCUCAGUAACAUUAUUGAUAUCAGUAAGGAUGAGGAACAUAAAGUGAAGGAUGCAUGCGGGUCUUAUGUCGAGUUACAAGAGCUUGAUAGGAGUAUUAGCAUUGUGAAAAACGACAGGUCUUGCAUGUAUAAUAUUUGCAAUACAUCUGAGAAGACUAUAAAUGGAUUUGCGAAUGAAGACAUGAAAGUUGAUAACAGUUUUGGUUUGCUGCAACCUUCUGCAACUCAACUAUCUAUCAGUGAAAUGCCUGGAACUAAUGCCAGUGAUGUUGAGAAAGCCAAUCACGAUGCAGCUACUGAGGUAAGUCGAUCAGAGUUCCGUCCAAUUCUCGAUAGCACCCAAAUGCAAACUAGUGGUGAUAAGGAUGCCAUAUCUGUUGGGCCUAACAAAAGAGCAGUGAGCUUGAAUGUAGCUUCGAAGAAAAAAUUGAGAAGACCAAGAAGUUCCAUAGUUCUUGUCCUUCUGGUUUGUUAUUUAAUUCACACGAAGCAGAACAAUCAAAAGCACUUCCCAGGUUUGAUGGUUCGAAAUCUUUGCAUAUGAAGUUCCCCAGGGACUAUAAUCUGCCAUCAAAGGAGAAACUCAUAAGGAAAUUUCGACGAUUUGGCCCAAUUGAUUCUUUGAAGACCAAAAUCUUCGAUUAUACAGGAUUUGCCCAAGUGGUUUUCCUUAACGAAUCUGAUGCCAUGGCUGCUUACCAGUAUGCUAAGGAUGCCAUAUCUGUUGGGCCUAACAAAAGAGCAGUGAGCUUGAAUGUAGCUUCUGAAGAAAAAAUUGAGAAGACCAAGAAGUUCCAUAGUUCUUGUCCUUCUGGUUUGUUAUUUAAUUCACACGAAGCAGAACAAUCAAAAGCACUUCCCAGGUUUGAUGGUUCGAAAUCUUUGCAUAUGAAGUUCCCCAGGGACUAUAAUCUGCCAUCAAAGGAGAAACUCAUAAGGAAAUUUCGACGAUUUGGCCCAAUUGAUUCUUUGAAGACCAAAAUCUUCGAUUAUACAGGAUUUGCCCAAGUGGUUUUCCUUAACGAAUCUGAUGCCAUGGCUGCUUACCAGUAUGCUAAGGAUGCCAUAUCUGUUGGGCCUAACAAAAGAGCAGUGAGCUUGAAUGUAGCUUCUGAAGAAAAAAUUGAGAAGACCAAGAAGUUCCAUAGUUCUUGUCCUUCUGGUUUGUUAUUUAAUUCACACGAAGCAGAACAAUCAAAAGCACUUCCCAGGUUUGAUGGUUCGAAAUCUUUGCAUAUGAAGUUCCCCAGGGACUAUAAUCUGCCAUCAAAGGAGAAACUCAUAAGGAAAUUUCGACGAUUUGGCCCAAUUGAUUCUUUGAAGACCAAAAUCUUCCAUUAUACAUGAUCUGCCCAAGUGGUUUUCCGUAACCAAUCUGAUGCCAUGGUUGCUUACCAGUAUGCUAAGGGGAAGAAGCUUUUACCUGGUCAACCAAAUGUUCGUUACUGGCUCGAUCCAUUUGAAAGCAAAAGAGGAGCAGCCAAGUAUAUGACCGGGAAACCAUUAGGACCUGAGCUAAAAUCAUGUCUUCGAAACUCCGACGCUCCUGGGGCUGAAGACAAAAGGAAACAUAAGAAGGUCAGGUUUCUAAUGACCGGGAAACCAUUAGGACCUGAGCUAAAAUCAUGUCUUCGAAACUCCGAAGCUCCUGGGGCUGAAGAUAAAAGGAGACAAAAGGAAACAUAAGAAGGUCAGGUUUCUAAUGACCGGGAAACCAUUAGGACCCGAGUUGAAAUGAUGUCUUCGAAACUCCGACGCUCCUGGGGCUGAAGACAAAAGGAAACAUAAGGUCAGGUUUCUAAUGGAAACAGGGAGCUGAGACUUGAAAUCUCCUGAUCUUAAUCUACAUCAGUAGAAUUUGUAUUUUUGCUGAUUGUAAAUAUUCAAAAUCCGAAUCUAUAACAAGCUCACACAGGCGAGGUCUAGAUGUCUUUUCACUAUGUUUUUGAUGAAAUAUCUCGUGCUAGUAAAUCAACUGCAAGUGGGGGAAUAAUUUGCUGCUUUGAUGUAUGAUUAUGAACCGUUAUACGGUCCAUGUAAAUGUAGGUCAUUUUGUGUUACCCUAUGUUCGAGUAAGUCUGUUACUGGUCUGAAAUGGCAAUCUGUUCUUUAAAUGGAAGUUCCUGUUGCAAAAAGCAAUUUUCUUCCAAGCAAUAUUAUGCUCAUUGCUUAUGGCUAAUUACUCAUAACCACCUUUGCAGUGCUAAAUGUCCGUAUUGAUAUCGGCAUAAGGUGAUGGUUAUUUGAUGCUGGAUAUCUCAUCCUUUAUUGUCAAUGUGUUACCAAAACAAUAUUUCAGAGAAUGUAAG